GAUAUCGAUAUAUACGUGACCACAGCUGCCAGUCCUGAUGAGGAAAGUUAUUUCUGUUGCUACGAUGAAAAGCGUGAUAGUUAUGUGGGGUCAUCGUAUAGUAAUUUUUGGAUCAAAAAUACCGAGACCUUUGACCUACAGAAGGAGACAUUACAAGAACAGUACGAAUACAUUAAGACUAAUUCGUACGAUACUGUCGAUGCUAAACAACAUUAUUAUGAACACACACAACAGUAUGGCGACAUGGAAAUGGCCAAGUUACCUGUCUCACAAUUUUUAGGUUAUAAAACUUCGCCGACAAAUCCCAACAAUAUUAAUACAAUUAGUGGAUUUGGAAAGGGAUGUGAUGUGGUGUCCAAACCCGACGUGGCCAUACAUUUGUUACAAAAACGCAUUAACAAUGCUAGUGAUGUGUCAGAGAAAUUACGAUAUGUGAAAGAGUUGGAGAUUAUAUUAAAAGGUCGCGAAUACGUGGAUAACGUGUUGUAUGAAUACGUGAAUAGUAUUCAACACUUAAUACCAAACAUCGGCACCAAUGCUAUAAUCGAUACGAAACAUGAGCUCAAUAAUAGGCACUGUUAUCGACAACUGGUCGACACCUUCCAUCAAAACUGCUUUAAUUUGAGCCAGAAUCCAUACGUUUUAACAAAAAUGCAAAUAUUUGUGAAUAUUUGCGAACAAAUGCGUGACUCGAGUGAUGCGGACAUUGCUGUCAACCGAUUGACACAACACUGCGAUAGAAAUAUUAAUCACAAAACCGCUCAUCCCAUUCCCCGUCAUUUUCUCGGCACUGAAACGUACGGCGAUUUAGCUGUCGAUAGGAUGUCGUACUGA
Oppiella nova is the source of this 834-nucleotide messenger RNA. The record is from the annotation of a GenBank genome assembly. Lineage: Eukaryota; Metazoa; Arthropoda; Arachnida; Sarcoptiformes; Oppiidae.